Drosophila takahashii is the source of this 1039-nucleotide messenger RNA. RefSeq names its product clavesin-2. NCBI's taxonomy places the organism in Eukaryota, Metazoa, Arthropoda, Insecta, Diptera, Drosophilidae. The record is from RefSeq and is a predicted model, not a curated record. Gene Ontology annotation, molecular function: phosphatidylinositol bisphosphate binding. Gene Ontology annotation, cellular component: membrane.
UCGUAUCAACUUGGAAUGCGCUUGGUGCUUGAAACAGAGGUGCUGCAACAACCCAAGCUGAGCGGACCGGCGGCCACCAGCGGUGGUGACUAUGAUUACCCCUAUGUCUGCGGACUGAGUCCGGCCAUGAAGCAGGUGGCCAAGGAGGAGCUGCACGAGGACGAGAAUAUCCGGCGGCAGGCGUUGGCCCAAUUUCGGGAGUGGAUCGACAAGCAUCCGCACAUCCGGAAGUGCCGCACGGACACCGUCUUCCUGCUGCGCUUCCUGCGGACCAAGAAGUUCUCUGUGCCAUCGGCCUGCGAGAUGCUCGAACGCUACCUGACCAUCCGCCAGCUGUUCCCGCACUGGUUCAAGCAGCUGGACAUCACCGAUCCGGCCAUCAACGAGAUCUUCGAGAACGGCUACCUGGUGCCGCUGCCGCAGCGCGACUCCACAGGGCGCCAGGUCAUCUUGUCCGUGGCCGCCAAGUUCGAUCCCUAUAAGUUCACUUCGGUGCAAAUGGCCCGUGUGCACAGCCUGAUCUGCGAGGCCCUCCUGGACGACGAGGACUCCCAGGUGGCCGGGUACGUGUACAUCAACGACGAGAGCGGCAUGAACAUGGGCUUCGUCAGCCUGUGGUCCCUGACCGACCUGCGCAGCAUCGUCAAAUGCAUCCAGAACUCGACGCCCAUGCGCCACAAGGAGACGCACUUCGUCAACAUUCCGCACUACGCCAAUCGGAUCAUCGAGCUGGGCGUUUCCAUGCUGAGCGAUAAGCUCAAGAAGCGAAUUAUUGUCCACAAAAAUGUUGACAUCUUGAAGACAAAGAUUGAUCCCGCUAUCCUGCCGAAGGAAUAUGGUGGCACCGUGCCCGUUGCUGAUAUGAUCGCCGAGUUUAAACAGAAGUUGCUCAAGCGCCGGGCAGCAAUCCUGGCUCUGGACGACAUGCAGAUCGAGAUCACCAAGGAUGCGGCCAAUUUCGCCGGAAACGAUAUUGGCGACAUCGAUGCCGGAGUCGUGGGCAGUUUUAGGAAACUGGAGGUGGACUAGACUCCUGUUU